UGGGCACAGACUCCACCCCACUGACAGCUACACAGAGUGAGACAGUCAUACAGGACCGAUCAGAUACAGCACCUGUAGUCCUCACACGCACUUCGACGUGGUCUGGGACGGCUCCGGCAGUCCGGGGAAGUUUCGCUCAGUGACCGGUGUCAGUCAGGAGGACCAAUAAACCUCAAGAUGGAAACCCGUCAGGAGAGAAAACCGAAGAAGCCACAUUACAUUCCUCGUCCUCCUGGAAAGCCUUUCAAAUACCAGUGCUUCCAGUGUCCCUUCACCUGCAACAUCAAGUCCCAUCUCUUUAAUCACAUGAAGUACAACCUGUGCAAGAACUCCAUCUCUCUGGUGUCUCAGCGUGGGGAGCAAACAGGGAGAGCAUCCAGAGCUCCGCAGCGCAGCACUUCAUGCAAUCAAGUACACACAGAACCAUCGAUGCCUGCUAAACCCAGUCCGAUCCGACCAGAACACACGAACAGCAAAAUGAGGAUGAUGGAAAAGUUGGAUGAGUUGAUCGUCCAAGAGGUGGAUGGGGGUGACGAUAGAGAAGGAAAUGAGAGUCCUGUGAAAAAAGUUACAGAAAAUUCUUCUGAGCUUAUCAGCAUUGAAAGCAGAGAUUCAGGAACCGGUGAGACUACGACAAAGUGCGGUUCAUCAUCUGCCUUUUCUCCUGUUCCAAGGAAAUGUGAAAACGAGACUAGGCCUCCACGAAAAGCAGAUCAGCCCACUUCGCAAAUUCCUGCUCGCGCUUACUUCCAUCCUGGGCCAACCUGGGGGCAGCGAAGCGUGCCUGCACCCCUCAAGCCUGCAGAUUACCCGCCAUACAUGCUCCCUGAAAGAACCACACAUGCCUUUUACCAAACCUACUUGCAGAAUCAAAGUGUCCCACCAACCUACUGUCUGAGUCUUCAAGAGCACAACAGACCUCUCGUGCCAGCACCUCUAAUACCACCCAAUCACUCUUCUCUCCUUCAACCAUAUCCAUACAGAUACAACCCACAUUUUCUGCAAGUUCCACCUUUACCCUAUGGUGUUUAUCCUCCUGAACACACGCCAUCCUUACAGGGCCCAAGGUACAUUCCCAUGGAGAUGUUUGCCCAUGGCUUAGAGCCCAGUGACUAUGGAAGGUACACUUAUCUUCAGCCAGGCACCUACAGCAGGCCAUCAGAAGCCAAGGGAAGCCAACAGCAUGGAGACAAGGCCACCCGGCAGAGCCCGAUGGCUGGCUGUGCUGCAUCGGGGUCUCCGGACCGGCCGAGCAUUGCAGAUAUCAUCCAGCACCAAUCUGUCAACCCACAGAACUCUGCUCAUCAAGAACCACAGCCUACCGGCCAAUCAGACUGCAUCACUCCAGGAAAGGAGCCCGUGACAGAACCAGAGAGAUUAUCGAGAAAUCUGAAUACCAAACAACAAGGGAACAGUACACAAAAGCAAAGAAGAAAUAUUGUGGAAGGCACUACUCCCAGUUCUGUGCAAUGCUCUGGCUUUUUAUCAGAGGAGGCUGAGGAUGAAGACAGUGAGGAUGAUGCAGCUCCUCUAAAUCUGUCCAAGCGGGACUGCAACAGAUCCGUCUACACGGUUAACCACAUAUCUGAUGAGGAGAUCGAUUCAGAGUCAGAAAGCAACGAUGAAGAUGCCCCUCUAGACCUCUGUCUCCGUGCCCAGAACAAUAACCAGGUCCAGACAGAUCCUACCAUGAGCUCAGACGAUAUCUCUGAACAAGUCUGCGUCAGUCAAGUUCAGACACCUCUGUCCGAGCAAGAACAGUGUGAACGCAGACACUCUGCUGCGUUCGCCCUCUGCCAGCUGGCCAGCUCCAGCAACAUCAAUACUGCUGAACUUCCUUCAGAAUCACACAAGGACACUCAAAGUCCGAGUUACCAGCAACCUGCCCUUAACCAGGCUCUUAAUCGGGACACUCCUGGCACAGGCAAGUCUGAGCAGAACACUGCAGUCCAGGGGCAGAAACGAGCAAGUGACAAGGCCACAAAAACAACCAGUAAGAGAAUGAGGGUGAACGAGCCGGUCCGGGACAAGAGGAGGAGAACCCAGAACUGUUGAUUGACUUUCUUAAGAGGGACGUUUCAUUUGCAUAUAAAAGCUUUUGAGCUAUGUUGCAGCACAAGUACAGACUUACCUUUAACAUGUAUGUUUUGUAGAUAGCUUUUCUUACACGUAGCAUCCUCAGAUAACCCUGACUUCAGAGUGCAUGCAUAACCCCACAUUGUACUAUUAUGACAUGUUCAAAUAUUUCAUUUU
Hemibagrus wyckioides is the source of this 2253-nucleotide messenger RNA. RefSeq names its product zinc finger protein 750 (gene znf750). The transcript is spliced from 3 exons. The coding region runs from base 178 to 2055 and encodes 625 amino acids. Gene Ontology annotation, molecular function: DNA-binding transcription activator activity, RNA polymerase II-specific; RNA polymerase II cis-regulatory region sequence-specific DNA binding; promoter-specific chromatin binding. Gene Ontology annotation, biological process: positive regulation of transcription by RNA polymerase II; epidermis development. Gene Ontology annotation, cellular component: nucleus. The record is from RefSeq and is a predicted model, not a curated record. NCBI's taxonomy places the organism in Eukaryota, Metazoa, Chordata, Actinopteri, Siluriformes, Bagridae.